Messenger RNA from Opisthorchis viverrini, 2686 nucleotides. RefSeq lists its product as hypothetical. The record is from RefSeq and is a predicted model, not a curated record. The transcript is spliced from 13 exons. Gene Ontology annotation, biological process: UTP biosynthetic process; GTP biosynthetic process; CTP biosynthetic process. Bases 1 to 2406 code for a protein of 801 amino acids. NCBI's taxonomy places the organism in Eukaryota, Metazoa, Platyhelminthes, Trematoda, Opisthorchiida, Opisthorchiidae. Gene Ontology annotation, molecular function: nucleoside diphosphate kinase activity.
AUGGCGAAGAAAAAGGUAGAAGUUGCAUUACAAGAGGAGAUAGAGACACAAGAAGAUUGGGAAAGAGCGCUUCAAAGAGAAGGACUUAUGAGUAUUUCGCGUUGUGCCCAGGGUUUACUCACAGUAAUUGACAUUUAUCAGGAUUGGGCAGGGCCUUGUAAAGCAGCUGCCGGAAUAUUCCGACGAAUGAAAACAGAACUGAAUGACGAUUUACUUAACUUUGCCAUAGCUAAGGCAGACAAAAUCGACUCCUUAGUAAAGUACCGAGGCAAAUGUGAACCUUGCUUCUUGUUUUUUGGUUGUGGGAAACUCGUCGCUGCAAUCAGGGGCGUGAACCCGCCGGAAUUGGAGAGAAAUAUUUUAGAAAAAUUAAAGCAAGAGCAUGAAGUUUUGAGAGGAGAGGCUGAGCGUGUUGAGAGAUCCCGUAUUUCUAGCACAAGAAUUAGCAGAAGAAGAAGAAAGAAGACGAAGAGAGGAGGAGGAAGGUUUGAUUCUUAUAUUUCGAUGGAGGGAAAUAUAUUGACCUUUUUAGAAGUCCCUCAAGAAGUCACAGUAGCUGUUUUGAAGCCAGACAUCGUUCAGUCAGGUAGAACAGAAGAACUCAUUGCAGAGCUUGAAGAAAAAGGGAUUUCGAUCAUUCGAAGAAUUUCCCAUACUUUCACGAAGCAGGAAGCAGAGGAAUUUUAUGCAAAACUCAAAGGAGAGCCUUAUUACAAGAGCUUGGUUGACUUUAUGAUAUCUGGACCCAGUGAAAUAUUGCUGUGUGCGAAGGGAGCCGAAGGAGUCAUAGGAGAACUAAAGGGACUGGUUGGUCCAGCGAUUUCCGAAACCCUUGUGAAGGAACCUGGACUGCGAGCCAAGUACGCAUCGGACAAAAUCCGAAAUGCGAUUCACGCACCUGAUAGCAAAGACGAGGCUGCCAGAGAAUUGGCAUUUUUCUUUCCCGAUUACGAACCACCCAUUGUUACGGUUCGUCGUCCACGUGUACAAGUCACGGAGGAUGACGUUGGUGAACCUCAGCUGUCCGCGGUAUCAUCCGGAUUCGGUGAAGGAAUACAACGUACGGUGGCCUUACUGCGUCCAAAAGCUUAUUUCAUGUACAAGGAUUCCAUCUUGGAGAAGAUCAAAGAAGCUGGAUUUGUGGUCGCGUCGCAAAAGGAGAUAACCCUGAGCAAGGAACAGGCCGAGGACUAUUAUAAAGAACACAGAGGGGAGACGUACUUUGGAGAGCUCACUACAGUGAUGUCAAGUGGACCUUGUCUUGCACUGUUACUUGCACGGCAGGACGCUGUGGAUACGUGGAGGAAGCUACUCGGUCCUAAAGAUGUGGCCGAAGCAAAGGCAACAGCUCCCGAAUCACUUCGCGCGCAGUAUGUCUCCGAGGACGAAGAGGAUAUGGCAGACGGAAAGACGAUCAACUUAAUUCAUGGCUCUGCUUCUGCCGAGGAAGCUCAGUUGGAUAUAGAACGCUUUUUCCCUGUGGAGCGUACAUUGGCAGCAGUCAAACCGGAUGCGUAUGCGAACCGAGACGAAAUUAUCGAGAUGAUCAAAUCGGCCGGCUUUCAUGUGGCUGCCAGAAAGGAUACGCAACUGGACGAAAAGUUGGCGGCGCAGCUGUACGAGAACGUCAAAGAUAAGCCGUUCUUUGAUGAUUUGGUCAAGCAGAUGACAAGCGGACGCACCCUGUUCAUGGUGCUAACACGUGAAGAUGCAAUCGCUGGGUGGCGCAAAUUGAUGGGACCCACUGAUCCUGAUAAAGCGGCAGAGGAGGCCCCUGCGAGCAUCCGCGCCACAUUUGGCCGCAGCAUCCUUGAGAAUGCCGUGCACGGUUCGUCAAACGCACAGCAAGCCUCAGCAGCAAUCCAACUGAUUUUCGGUGAUCCCGACAUUGGGAUGCCGGAGAAGUCUGGAGCCGAAUCGAAAUCGGAGCCUGCCACAGAACCGGCGUCGGAACCUGCGGUGGAAGUGGCGUCGGAACAUGCAGCGGAACCUGGAGUGAAACCAGCCCCUACCGAUGAUAAACACGAAGAAGAAGGAAAUCAGGUAGAGCCAGAAGUUGAAGUUCCGCCUGAAGAGAUGCCAAAGGAGGAACCUGAAGUCGCGCUGUCAUCUGAGGCACCUGAACCACCUGUGGUAGAAGCUGCGGCAGAACCACCGCCAACAAGCGAUGUUGUGGCGCCCGAAACGACAGCCGAAGUACCCGAGGAUGAGCAGAACCAGUCGGCCAGUGCCAGUUUGCGGAAUCAAUCCCAAACGAGCGGGAAGUCUGAUAGAGGAGAUAAAAAGUCUUCCAUCGGUAAAGUUGCAACAUCCAAGUCUACCAGUCGGUCUCAGGGGGGUGCUGACUCAAAAGAGAAGACGAAACGAAAAUCCACGAACGUAAAAAGUGUUUCACGCAACCCGUGAGGCAAUUUGAUUUCGACAGCUACCCAAAAUUAUUUGGAACCUAUUUUUUCCGAAAGCCAUCUGUAAUAUUGGUUUGGCCUUCCUGAACGUCCAACGUAUUACUUCUCCGCUCUCAUGGUUAAAGUACUUGUUCUGCUCCGCUCUAUCAGAACACACGAUGUAUAGUUCACGGUUUUAUUUCAACAGCCAGCGUGUUGUUAUGCUACAUUCGACUGCAUCACAUGUGUAUUUUACCUAUCACGUGCACUUCAAGAAUAGAAUGAAAUGACUUGAAGACCGG